Molecule: messenger RNA, 828 nt
Organism: Prosopis cineraria
Lineage: Eukaryota; Viridiplantae; Streptophyta; Magnoliopsida; Fabales; Fabaceae
Exons: 2
Coding region: 1-654 (217 amino acids)
Molecular function (GO): protein binding
Source: RefSeq, a predicted model, not a curated record
AUGAAUGGUGAUCGAAAUAGCGAACAUUGUGGUAAUCAUUUCAUCAACAAACUCAAACAAAUGGAACAUCCUUUUUCAUGGCCAGGUUCAGAGCCAGAGACUGAGAGUCUUCCACCAGCUACUGAUCAGGAAAUUGAAUUAUUAUACCGGUCCACAUUCAAAUGUGACUGGGAAAAGGUGACCGAGUUAUAUAAAAAAACACCAGGGGUUCAGAGCACAGUGAUCAUACCAGUGAGCUCAAAAGACACGGCACUGCACGUGGCCAUCAGUGAUAACAGAGAAGAAGAAGUGAAGAGCAUGGUAGAAUCAAUCGUCAAUCACAAGAACGAAAAAGCUCUGAUAAUGCAGAAUGGCAGAGGGGAAACCCCUCUGCAUCGUGCAGCCACAAGAAAGUCGGUGACAAUGUGUGAGUACAUCGUGGAGGCAGGACGGAGAAUGCAGACGGAUUUGCUCGGUAUUCCUAACAAAUGGGGCGAGACACCCAUUUCACAGCGGCUCUUUACAACCGUAAAGCCGCCUUCAUCUUCCUCCACAAGGCUGCCAUUGACAUAUGCCAGCACCCAGAAACACUUCUCACAAGAAUGGACAGUUCUGGAGAUACUGUACUUCAUUGUGUCAUUAGGAGAGAGCAUUUGGGUUCUACAGAUGAUAUAAUGAAUGAAUGGUUAUUGGUGUUGCAAAUAUUAUCAAACAUAUAUAUGCAGAUCUGGCAUUCUACGUAAUCAUAAUGUGCCCAGAUCUUGCGGGCAGAGCCAAUGUGAAGGGAGAGACUCCUCUUCAUGUGCUUGCUGGCAAACGUUCUGCCUUUAGAAGUGGCCUGAGCCUAUC